Messenger RNA from Danio rerio (zebrafish), 2119 nucleotides. RefSeq names its product forkhead box F1 (gene foxf1). Gene Ontology annotation, cellular component: nucleus. Gene Ontology annotation, molecular function: sequence-specific DNA binding; DNA-binding transcription factor activity. Lineage: Eukaryota; Metazoa; Chordata; Actinopteri; Cypriniformes; Danionidae. The record is from RefSeq and is marked provisional. Gene Ontology annotation, biological process: regulation of DNA-templated transcription; animal gross anatomical part developmental process; system development.
GAUAAGUAAAAGCCCAACUCCUAAAGGAAGGACAAGAAGACUGGAUCUCGAUAGGAAGCCGAAUGAAUCUUUUCCCUGCUGUGUUCAGUUUUAUGUUGAGUAGUGCUUAGACAGUAGGCCAGUGUGAAAUUACGUACAAAGAAAGAACUUAAAGCAGCGCAGUCCGUUUCUAAUGAUAAAAGUUUAGAAACUUAAGUUUUUUUUUCAUCGUGGAUUUUGACGUGCGCGUAAACGUGAAGAAUGACGGCUGAAGUGCAGCAACCCUCUGUGCAGACCCCCGCUCACAGUAGCCCCAUGACGGAGAAACCCGUCCAGACGCCUGUGAUGGAGACCUCCUCUUCCUCCUCAAGCACGAAAGCAAAAAAGACCAACGCUGGAAUUCGUCGUCCCGAAAAGCCCCCGUAUUCUUACAUCGCUCUUAUUGUCAUGGCCAUCCAGAGCUCUCCAACCAAACGACUCACUUUAAGCGAAAUUUAUCAGUUCCUCCAGAGCCGCUUCCCAUUUUUUAGAGGAUCGUAUCAGGGCUGGAAAAACUCUGUGCGUCACAAUCUGUCUCUGAAUGAAUGCUUCAUCAAGCUACCCAAGGGUCUAGGCAGACCUGGAAAGGGUCACUACUGGACCAUCGACCCAGCCAGUGAGUUCAUGUUUGAGGAGGGAUCCUUCCGCAGGAGGCCGCGGGGAUUCAGACGCAAAUGCCAGGCGCUCAAACCUUCCAUGUACAGCAUGAUGAACGGGCUGGGAUUCAAUCACAUACCCGAGUCCUAUAACUUUCAGGGGGGCGGCGGGGGCCUGUCUUGUCCUCCAAACAGUUUAUCUUUGGAGAGUGGAAUUGGGAUGAUGAAUGGACAUUUGGCUAGCAAUAUGGAAGGAAUGGGCUUGGCAGGACACUCUAUGCCCCAUCUAUCAACGAAUAGUGGACAUUCCUAUAUGGGCAGUUGCACGGGAUCAUCAGGGACGGAGUACCCCCACCACGACAGUUCCGCAUCGCCGCUUCUCACCAGCGGGGGGGUGAUGGACCCGCAUGCCGUGUAUUCUAGCACGGCCUCGGCCUGGCCUUCAGCGCCCCCGACAUCUCUAAAUAACGGGACGUCCUACAUUAAACAGCAACCGCUCUCUCCGUGCAAUCCCGGUGCCAGUUCAUUGCAGCCCAGUUUACCAACACACUCUUUGGAACAGUCCUAUUUGCAUCAGAACGGUCACGGUACCACCGACCUCCAAGGUAUACCGCGCUAUCAUACCCAAUCUCCCAGCAUGUGUGACAGGAAAGAAUUUGUCUUUUCUUUUAACGCCAUGACCUCUUCAUCGAUGCAUUCACCAGGGAGCAGCUCGUACUACCACCAUCAACAGGUCUCUUAUCAGGACAUCAAACCUUGUGUGAUGUGACUGUGCAACGACGAGCAAUCGUAUUAAAUAGACCCAAAUGAACGAUAAGGUGGUCUGUAAAGUGUCUCUGUUGGAACUGGACAUGAAAUUACAAAUUGACUUGAGAGUAGAACAGUAUAAGCGCAGUGUUAGAAAAUAACAAACUCAUUAAAAGAGCACUUCAAUAACUCAGAUUCCCUACUUUGAGUAUAUGCAAGACUUUCAAUUUUAAGGCCGGAAAAAAAAAUGCCAGAUUAACUCAUUUCUAUCAGCUCGGUACAAACUCUGCUGGCGGAUAACUUCCAUACACGGAGAUGCAAAGAUCAGUGUAACGCUCAAAAGUUGGUAUUGUUGUUAAAUAAUUUGUAUCGUUUGAAUGAACUUUUUUUUUUUUUUUUUGUCUUCAAACAUUUUCAUUUUGCCAUAAGGGGUGAAAACCAGAAGCACGCGAAAUGAAGGCACUUUUAAACCCUAAAGCGCAACUUAUUUAUUCUGUUUAAAAAUUAUUUUUAGGCUACAGUUAUAGCCAGAGUUAAGACUGCUUUAUAGGCAAUAUUUGCCUAAUGUAAUAAGGUUAAAUAUAAGCACUGUUAUUUUUUUAAGUUGUACAUAUCCAUUUUGACACGUUUUAUUCAUCGAGCACUGUAUAAACUGUACAUGUAUGAAAAUAAUACAUUUUAGUGAAUUAUUUGUGUUCUUUUUUCAGUUGUAGGCUACUUCAGUUCAUAGGAAAAUUAAAACGUAAUGGCAUGAGUUU